GCCGCCGUCAGAUGAUGACGAUGUGCGACGGGGAGAUCCGGAAGGAACACUGAGGGAUCGAAAGGAGACGGGAAAUGGAGGUUAGGGACAAGGUCAAAAUCGUAAUUGUAGCAGCUUCUCUAGCGGUGGUGACGAUUCUUAUCACGGCGAAGUAUCGGCGGCGGAGACGCCGCCUCCGCGGAAAGCAGACAUGUCGGAGCUCGUGCUAUCUGCAUUCCGAACGGAAGCCGCAGCUUGGUUUCAAACGCGUUUUGGCGGAUAAUUCUUACUCUGCGUUCAAGCACUUGAAGCUUGGCGGGUCAUCGUCUACAGGUGUUGCAGAGAAUCUUUCCAACUGUCAUCCGUAUGAAGCUGAGAUCUUGACCCUGUUGGAGAAUCCUCGGUUAGACUUUGAAUUUUUGAGGGGAGACACUUCAUUGGAAAUGAAGGAUUCAUAUAUCUGGGUUGAGACGGAGUCGCAAUUGAGAGAACUCGCUGACGCGUUGAAGAAGGAAAAGGUUUUUGCAGUUGAUACAGAACAGCAUAGUCUGCGAUCGUUUCUAGGUUUCACUGCUUUGAUACAGAUUUCUACGCAAGAGGAAGACUAUUUGGUGGACACGAUCGCGUUACAUGAUGUAAUGGGUAUUCUCCGGCCGGUUUUUGCUGAUCCUAGUAUUUGCAAGGUGUUUCACGGGGCUGACAACGAUGUGCUCUGGCUUCAAAGGGACUUCCAUAUAUAUGUUGUUAAUCUUUUUGAUACUGCAAAGGCCUGUGAUGUGUUGUCAAAGCCUCAAAGGUCGCUUGCAUACUUGCUUGAGACAUUCUGUGGAGUGGCUACUAACAAAUUACUGCAGCGUGAAGAUUGGAGACAACGUCCGCUCUCAGAGGAAAUGGUGCAAUAUGCCAGAACUGAUGCUCACUAUCUGCUUUAUAUUGCCAAGAGUUUGACCUCCGAACUCAAAAAACAAUCCACUGAAGAUUCAUCUAGCCCCGAUGACAAAUUCCAUUUUCUUCUCGAGGCUAGUCGACGUUCAAACAUGAUCUGUUUGCAACUCUACACGAAAGAAACUGAAGAUUUUCCUGGGGAUGCUGCUGCUUCUUCAUUACUUUUCCGACAUUUGAAUGGUUAUGGAGAUGGUUCUACCAUCUCAUUAGAUAUGGAGUUUCAGGAUCUUGUAAGGAAAUUAUGUGCAUGGAGAGACUUAAUGGCCCGUAUUCAUGAUGAAAGCUCAAGAAAUGUGCUAUCUGAUCAGGCCAUUCUCAAUCUGGCUUAUAAGCUUCCAUCUACAACUGAAGACAUCUAUGACACAAUAUCCCAAGCUGACUUGAGUACAGAAUCUUUGAGCUUUAGUUUCUCGGUCCAGACCCCAUCUCAUGUUGUUUGUAGUCAUUCGAAUGAUGUCUAUCAAAUGAUAAAGGACAAGUCAGCCCGCCUGGAAACUACAUUACCGGCAAUUCUUCAGAAAUGCCUGGGUACAGAAGGAACCUGUCAGCUUUCUGUCUUUAAUUAUUCUCUGUUGGUCAACUUCAAUAUGAAGCUAACUAAUCGAUCUGCUACCAAGCAAAAUGGAAUUAAGAACCCUAAACAAGUCGCUCGAAAGGCAUCAAGAGAGCUUUUUGUCAAGAAAUUUUCCUGCAAGGCCCCUGUUUAUCAUAAUUGUAGAAUAUAUGCAAACGACGAACGGUUGCUCUGUUACUGUGAUAGGAGAAAACUCGAAUGGUAUCUUAGUCGUGGUCUUGCAAAACUGAUCGAAAAAAAUCCACCUGCCAUUAUGCUUUUGUUUGAACCGAAAGGUCGUCCAGAAGAUGAGGAUAAUGAUUUCUAUAUCCAGAGUAAGAAGAAUAUAUGUGUUGGCUGUGGAGAAGGGAAUCACUACUUGCGUUACCGAAUUAUACCUUCAUGUUAUAGGAUUCAUUUUCCUGAGCACUUGAAAAGCCAUCGAUCUCAUGAUAUUGUCCUACUCUGCGUGGAUUGUCAUGAAAUUGCUCAUGCUGCUGCUGAGAAGUACAAAAAACAAGUCGCAUCAGAAUUUGGAAUUCCUCUUUUUGUUCGUAAAGUAUUUGAUUCAAAUGAAGACUCUGAAUCAUCCAGUACCUUUGAGGAUGCCGGUGUCUCCCCAUUGCAGCUUAGAACAGCUGCUAUGGCACUUAUGCGGCAUGGGAACCGGAUGCCAUCUAGCCGCCGUGAAGAAUUGUUGCAGACUGUUAGGAGGUAUUAUGGUGGACGUGAAAUAUCGGAAGAAGAUCUGGAAAGAGCUCUAUUGGUCGGAAUGAGCCCUCACGAGAGAAGAAAACUCCAGAAAAAGAAAGGGGUCUCCUUCAAACAUUCAAGCUCCCAUACGGAUAUAGAGGAAAGUGGCAACAUCACAUCCUCCGGUCGAGAGCAAGGAGUUGAUGAUGGAGAAGCCCCUUCAGGUCCUGAGAAAGAUAUGAACGCAGAAACUGGUGGAGUUUCCCAUGACAGUAGUGAGAAUGGUACAAGUGCAGGAAAUGGAACUCGGGAAGUAAACGAUUCUCUAUUAAACCAACAAAACUCGAAACUGUCCUUGUUAGGACAUGGACCACAUGGGAAACAGGUAGUAGAGCAUCUGUUACGGGAAUAUGGGGAGGACGGUGUUCAGGAAUUUUGCCAAAGGUGGAGAAAAGUUUUUGUUGAUGCUGUUAAGCCUCGCCAUUUACCCGCUGGGUGGGAUGUUAGACACAGUGGGAAGAGAGAUUUCGGGGAGUUCAGCGUGUAUAAUCCCGCGAAAAGAACCACGGCUUCUGAGCAGGGAGGAGGGCAUGGAUCAGUCUACGAGUGAAUUCACAUCAAUUGACCAUAUAUGGUAUGGUAUGGUAUGGAUGGAUGGGCUUGGGGUUUAUGGUAAUGACUUUGUCUCGUUGAGCCCAUCUUAGUCACCAUUGACAGAUUUAUCCUUCAUCUUUUGAUUUAUUUGUAAAAUCAGAUUUUGUCGCUGAUUCUGCUUCAUAAUCAUAUUUUCUCCACAAUGUCCAGUC
Molecule: messenger RNA, 2976 nt
Organism: Tarenaya hassleriana
Lineage: Eukaryota; Viridiplantae; Streptophyta; Magnoliopsida; Brassicales; Cleomaceae
Product: protein RRP6-like 3
Exons: 13
Coding region: 75-2780 (901 amino acids)
Biological process (GO): exonucleolytic trimming to generate mature 3'-end of 5.8S rRNA from tricistronic rRNA transcript (SSU-rRNA, 5.8S rRNA, LSU-rRNA); TRAMP-dependent tRNA surveillance pathway; poly(A)-dependent snoRNA 3'-end processing
Cellular component (GO): nucleolus; nuclear exosome (RNase complex)
Molecular function (GO): 3'-5'-RNA exonuclease activity; nucleotide binding; nucleic acid binding
Source: RefSeq, a predicted model, not a curated record